This is a messenger RNA of Spirodela intermedia, 3351 nucleotides long. NCBI's taxonomy places the organism in Eukaryota, Viridiplantae, Streptophyta, Magnoliopsida, Alismatales, Araceae. The record is from the annotation of a GenBank genome assembly.
AUGCUGUUCUGCCGGCACUGCCACAGCGCCCCCUUCAGCUCCUCCGCUAUCCUCCGCAAUGGCUGCCUCCCUCUAUGUACUUCCAAAAUCCCCCUGGUUCCCAUCUUUCCUCCCAUUUCUCUGCCACAGAACUCCCUCCAAUUCUCCCUCCAGAACCAGGCAGACGGGAAGCGGAGACCGGUGCCAUCUGUCGCCUCUACGGCAGCGUCGGAAGCCGCAGCGACGAACGAUGGUGAUAAUGAGGAGGGUGAUUUCCGCCCCGGGGGGCUUCGGAAGCACAACGCCAGGUCUGCUGCCGUCCUCGGCUACCUUGGGUCGCAUGCGCAAACGGGAGUUAACGAGGAAGGUGAAGAUGAAAUACUGGUGACAGAGGAAGAGGGAGAAGAAGAUGGUGAAGAGCUACAGAAGGAGAAGAUGCUGGAGGUCUCCCUUGUCAACCGGAGGAAGCCCAGGUUUCCGGGUGCCAUCGACUUCCCAAAGGCAGAGGAGGAUGUCCCCACUCUCCCAGCUUCUGUGGGCGGCGAUAGCAGAGUACUGCUUCAGGCUCUCGAGGUCCGGCGAGGUGUCGUCGCCGAGAUACUGAAGGAGGCCAUGCGGGCAUCCAAGCUCAGCAUAACAUACUCUACGAACCUCGUAUCUCGCCUGUCGGAAUUUGUGGAUCGAGUGCUGAUCGGGGCUGCCACCAUGAAGAGGAACCCCGAAUUCUCGCAUAUGAAUUUCAAUGCUCGUGUGAACAACUAUAUACAGAGCUCCGGCGUCAUCCCGCUGGUCAAGUAAAACCUUGAUUUCUUCUACAGAAAUACCUGUCUAGGAUUUCGAUCUUCUAUCUGAUGUUUCCGAUUCUUAGACGGGAUUUUGCUUGCAUCAGGUGGCUGAAGCACAAUUCGCUGUCAUACCCUCAGAUCGGAAAGGCCAUAUGCAUGUGCACAGGUAAUCUAGAACGCUUGAGGAAUCUGGCGGAGUGGUUGAAGUCCAUUCAUGUGAAGGGGGCCUUCCUCGGUGUGGUUCUCACCAGAGCAGAAAAUCUCAUAGAUCGUAGCACGGAUGAAUUGGAUGAACUUGUUGAAUACCUCGAGGAAAAUGGAGUAAGAAGGGAUUGGGUGGGCUUUGUUGUAGGCCGAUGCCCGCAGCUUCUGACCUUUAGCAUGGAAGACUUGGAGCAGCGUGUGAAAUUUUACUUGAAAAUGGGCAUAAACAGGAAUGAUUUCGGCACCAUGGUUUAUGAUUAUCCCAAGGCACUGGGCUUCUUUGAUUUGGACGUGAUGAAUGAUAAGGUAACGUUCAUCAUUUUUUUUUUCCUUCUAAAAUGCUGAACAUAGCAUCAGUUUCCUGUCGUAAUGCUAUGCAAUUCUAGUGGGAUAUUGCAGCAUGGUAUGACGAGCUGUAUUCAUGUUGUGGCAUGGUAUCAGCUCUUGGGAAUCUUUUUAUUUUUGAGUUUUCUUAUGAAUUUAAGAUGUCGUGGAGUAGUAAUCCAAGAACUUUAGCAACAAAUAAAUAAUCGCACAAUUAUCAGCUGGGUAUUUGUCAUAGUAGGAAGGUUUAUCUACUAAGCUUUUUAUUAGAUUUCUUCUUACCCUUUUUUCAUUCUUGGUGCGGUCUGAGUUCUUGCAGCUUACUUGUCAUUAGGUAUUCACUCUAAGUCGAAAUAGCAUUUCUAUGGUGCAUGUAAUGAAUAAUUUUGAAGCUCCAUUCUAGUCCUUAUCUGGAACCGCUUUAAGUGAGUUAAUUUGCAUCAGUUCUUCAGAAAACAAUGUCUUUGUUUUGCUUUCAUGCCAGAAAACCUCAAUUGUUUUGUUUCUGACACCAUGCUGAAUAAGCAUUACAUGUUGCGCCAGGUUGACUAUCUUCGAGAAUUCGGUUUGAAUACUGAUGAACUUGGACGAUUAUUGGCCCAUAAGCCUCAGCUGAUGGGUUGCAGCAUUGAGGAGAGAUGGAAACCGCUCGUGAAGUACUUGUACUACCUCGGAGUUGGUAGAGAUGGGAUGAAAAGAAUACUACUGAUGAAACCUAUGGUUUUUUGUGUUGAUCUAGAGACAACGAUUGCCCCGAAGGUAUUGAAUCUUCCAGUGCAAACAUUAUGCACAGCGUUUGCUAGAGAAAAACCUUUGCUGCAUUUCCUUUUCGUUCACUGUUACAAUCUCUCUUUAGUCUGACGAUGAUCUCUGUUCUUGGGAAUCUUGGAGCUCUGGUAUCAGUUCAGAGUAGUCUCAGUAACCAAUUUGUUGAAUAUAUAGUAUAUAUAUUCAUCGAUCAUUACACAUUUUUUAGGACAGAAAAUCUGUUAAAAAUGCUCCAUUCCUGUUCUUGCACCGUGAAAUUUUCAGCUUCUGAUGGCGUAUCUUCUGUCUUGUGCGGUUUAAGGUAAGAUUUCUACAGGACAUCGGUGUCCGACCGGAAGCCAUCGGUGGAGUGCUGGUCAAGUUCCCCUCAAUACUAACAUACAGUCUCUACAAGAAAAUCCGACCAGUGGUAUGUUCUUCACCUUAUCCCUCCCCGUGUGAUUCAUCAAUCUAGUCGUCAUGUUCUUGCAUGAAAGUGAUCUUCAUCACCAAGUUUAUGCACAGGUUGUAUUCCUAAUGACGAAAGCCGGCGUCACCCGUGAGGAUAUCGGAAAGGUGCUAGCUUUGGAGCCAGAGCUUGUUGGGUGCAGCAUCACAGAUAAGCUCGACGUCAAUGUGAAGUACUUUCUGUCCUUGGGAAUCCCCCUCCGGUCACUGGGGGAGAUGAUCGCCGAUUUUCCAAUGCUACUGAAGUAUAAUCUGGAUGUUCUUCGUCCCAAGUACCGGUACUUGAGACGGGUCAUGGUUCGGCCAUUGCAGGAUCUGAUCGAGUUCCCCAGGCAAGUUCUUCUUGACCCACUUCUUGCUCCUGAUGACCCAAUCCGCAGUUCCCCUCAGCUUGGUCUUCUGAUCCGAGUUCAUGUCCUCAAAUCCCAUGGUUUGAAUGCCCAUCAGGAACCCACGAAAAAAAAAUCAAUUUUCUUCAUUUAUUUGUAUCCAUCGACAUUCAUUUGACUGUUUCUCAUUCGUUUGAGAUCUAAAGAUGUGAUUUUUCUGCCGAUGAUCUUCUCUACUGAAGGAAGAUUUCUUGCCCAGGUUCUUCAGCUACUCCCUCGAUGGGAGAAUCAUCCCGCGGCACAGGAUCUUGGUGGAGAACCGGAUAAAUCUUAAGCUGCGAUAUAUGCUGCCUGGUUCCGAUGAAGCUUUCGACCAGAGAGUGAAGGAGGCGCUUGAGAAACGCCGAAGAUUUGAAUCCAUCAGCGUGGAGGAGAAUCUGCUCUCCAACGGGGAAGUUACUUCACUCGGCUCACCUCUAGGAGUCAACGGCUGCCUCUCUCAGCCUCCUCUGUAA